AAUAAAUACGGAACCCUAAAAAUCAAAGAAAAUCAUAGAAAAAUCAUUACAUUAAAUUUACAUACCUAUUAAAAAUGUUCAAAGGUGUUACAUGUUAUAUAGCAAUAAGGUUUUUCAAGAUAUAAAGAAACGAGAUUUAGAAUUCAAACUUAAAGAAAUGGUUACUGCUCAGCUAUUUUAAUCUAAUAAAUACACUAUUAUUAUUGAAUAAGACUCCUUAGAAAACAUUAAUAAACCAGUGAGGCCACCUAUUUGGAAGAUACGACGGAGCACCACACAAUGGCAGCCAAUGCACCUCCUAUGACUGCAACCGACAGUUUAUCACAAGCAGUGAAAGCAAAUAUAAUACACAAUCAGGAAUAUUUAUUGCAGGGUUCAGUUUUGGAUUCAGCCGUUGAAGUCCUGCUGCACCGGCUCCGUGGGCUCUGUGACAAUGUUGACGCAGGGCCAGAGACCUUCGAUGAUCAGGAAGUUUGCUUUAUAUUACGGGAUCCUAAUCAACAGGCACUACCCUCAAUGUUGCGAGUUCGAAAAGCGUUAGAUGCAAGAGACAUGCCUUACCAGUUGAGGUACAUUGGCCAAGCGGACGGUGAGAAGAACAGACCAACUGUGUUGCGGAGUGUCCUGGACAUUGCAUGCAGUGGCAUGCUGUUUGAAUUCCUCAAUGAACUGGGCUGUAGAAUCGAGUAUGAAUAUAGUGUCAAAGGUUACAUGUUCCGGAAAGGUCGGAUGAAGAUCACAGUAGCGAAAGUGUUCAAGAUACCACAGAGCUCCAUGGCCCCUGAGCCCAUAUCACAAAGCUACCUAGUGGAAUUAUCUGUGCUGGCGCCCACAGGCCAAGAUGCAAUAGGAGAGGACAUGCGCGCCUUCGCCGACCAGCUCCGGCCGCUCGUGCAGCUCGACAAGAUCGACUACAAGCGGCUCAGCCACAUGGCCGGCCAAUAGCCCAUGUUUCUAGGCUGAGAUCCAUAGAACGCACUUUGAUUUUGCUCACACUUAAGACACUGUUGAAAUGAGACAACGUUAUAUCGGUGGCAUAAAUCUGUCUUGUUUUUACUGAAACUUAAGUCUGAGUGUGUUCUGUAGAUCUCAUCUUAGUCUGCCUUUACAUCCAGCCAUCAUGAUCUGCACAGCAAUAGUUCGUAGGUCUAGAUUAAAACUGAUUUAACUCAAAAAAAAAAAAAAACAUUUUUUUAGGAACUAAGACAAACUGUUUUUUUUAAUCUACAUAAUAUAUUAAUUACUAAACUUAUUAAAAACAGGUCAAAUGGACAGUAUGUGUAAUUUUAUUCCUAUUAUUUAAUUGUAGUAAAUAAUUAAUUAUCAAUGUACUUACCUAAAGUUAAUAGUGAAAAAAUUAAGUCAUAGCUCAUAACCUUUUACCAUAACUUAUUGUUGUUGUAACUUGUAAUUAAUUUAUAUAAAAAAAAGACCCCGGAUGGGUUAUCAACUAAUUACGUGAAUAUAGCCGUAACAAUCUAUACUUAUUUAUAAUUUGUGAUAGAUCCAAGAUUGUCAUACUUUCAUCAGCACAUGUAUUAAAGUUAAAUUGAAACCAACUUUAAAUAAAACAAAACAUAACUA
Messenger RNA from Maniola jurtina (meadow brown), 1584 nucleotides. RefSeq names its product mediator of RNA polymerase II transcription subunit 18 (gene MED18). Gene Ontology annotation, biological process: termination of RNA polymerase II transcription; regulation of transcription by RNA polymerase II. The transcript is spliced from 5 exons. Gene Ontology annotation, molecular function: transcription coregulator activity. The record is from RefSeq and is a predicted model, not a curated record. Gene Ontology annotation, cellular component: core mediator complex; mediator complex. The coding region runs from base 280 to 945 and encodes 221 amino acids. NCBI's taxonomy places the organism in Eukaryota, Metazoa, Arthropoda, Insecta, Lepidoptera, Nymphalidae.